Molecule: messenger RNA, 429 nt
Organism: Penicillium canescens
Lineage: Eukaryota; Fungi; Ascomycota; Eurotiomycetes; Eurotiales; Aspergillaceae
Exons: 2
Coding region: 1-429 (142 amino acids)
Source: RefSeq, a predicted model, not a curated record
AUGGCCAGCUAUCGACCUCCUACCCCAAGCCCCAGGACUGUGGAGAUGGAUCACCCGGAAAUCCUUCGCACGAUUGCGACUCUCAAUGCGCGUAGUGUUCGCGCGGAAAAGAUCAUCGCGAAGUAUGAGCGUGAGCUGGCCAUAGAGCGACAGUCACACCGUGAGACCAACAAAGAACUUUAUGAGACUUCAAAGGUCGCCGAGCUUCUAUACAACGUCAAUCGUAAGCUUGGGUCUGCCACGGACUACAUCCUGAAACAACAAGGAAUGUCGCUGGAUGACUUGGAACCCAAAUCUGUCGAAGCGUUGAUCAACUCGCUGGUACAGCAAGGUGAAGACGUAGCGCGGCCAACUUCCGAGGCUAAUGGCGAACGUCUUGCUGGAAGUGCUGGUACCUGUCCAGGAGAAAUGAACAGUACAACCAUGUGA